This is a messenger RNA of Schistocerca gregaria, 8643 nucleotides long. It is a transcript of the gene Not3, whose product is annotated as CCR4-NOT transcription complex subunit 3. Gene Ontology annotation, cellular component: nucleus; CCR4-NOT core complex; P-body. The coding region runs from base 3509 to 5830 and encodes 773 amino acids. Lineage: Eukaryota; Metazoa; Arthropoda; Insecta; Orthoptera; Acrididae. Gene Ontology annotation, biological process: nuclear-transcribed mRNA poly(A) tail shortening; regulation of DNA-templated transcription. The record is from RefSeq and is a predicted model, not a curated record. The transcript is spliced from 12 exons.
UUAAGAGAGUCUUUAAUCUGUUAACAGAUGUACCAUCUAUGUAAUGUACAUCUUUACACGUGAAUGUUUUGGUUAUUGGUUUCCUGUUUUCUGUUUCCAAUGAAGUGGACACCACCACCUUCGCAAAGGGAAACUGUUGCAAGAAUAGUUGCGAAGGACAUAGUAUUGAGACAUGUCAAAUGUCUACAUUUUCAGAAGGAUAAUAUAACAAAGUGUCGUGUACUAAUGAUUAUCAUUGAUUAUACAUCUUGUGUUUGAUGCAUGCUACUUGUAGACUAGGCACAAGUGGUUUUUUUUUUUUUUCCAAAUCAUUUACCAAAUGAAUCUCUACAGCAGUAUUAGACACUGGACUCAUAUUUGGGAAGAGUGGGGUUCAAACACCCAUCUGGCCAUCCUGAUUUUGGUUUUUCAUUGUUUCCUCAAGUUGCUAAGGUGACUGCUGGGACGAUACCAUCAAAAAGACUACAGCUGACUUCCUAGCCUUUUCUCACCUAAACUGAUACUAAUAUGUUUAUGUUUUAUAUAUGAUAUUAUUUCUGCACUGUAUUUGACAGGAGCUAUGGUGAUGUGACAGGUGGUCAAAGAAUGAGUUGAAUAAAAUAGAAAUAGUAAUUUUCAAAUUAUUUUUACAGAAAAUAUACAACAGUCUUUAAAAAUAUGUGAAGCCACAGUAAGUGAAUCAAAAUCUAACAAAUUUGUGAAAAAUAUUUUUAUUGUUCGAAAAUAUGUAACUGUCAACCUAUAAAUAGUCUUUUUCUGUUUUGAAGUGACUUUAUUGCUCAGUGGUUGCUACAAGGUGACAGACUUAAUGAAGCUAUUUUAAUAACGGACUUCUAGCUACUAUGGUUGUUCUUAGUCUUGAGAAAUUUUACUUCUGUUCGUGCAAUUACAGUGCGAGACUGCAACGCACAACACUUAGGAAUUUGGAAGUAUCUGUUUUCUUAAGAAUAAAGCCCCUAUGGUGAUAUUAUUUUCAUCACUUUGGGAUGAGUCGUUGCCACAGAUUUAAAUGAAUGUUGUUUCCAGUCAUGUAGUCUGAACAGUGAAGACAUGUUAAUAUGAUGCUAGUUUUGUGAGAGAAAUGGAGGACCUCACAAGAAGAUGUGAAAAGAUUUUUUUCUGUCAGUAGCAGAUAAUUUACUUCAGAACAUUUCAUUACUUAUAGUUUCAAAGAGAGUGUUCCAAAACAGUGUUUGAUAAAAUUCAACAACAUUGUGCAUCUCCAAAAGAAUUUUUCAGUGUUAUCAACUCUCUUAAAAACAUAUGUUCCAAAUCUUGCUACAAAACCAGUAUGUCAUGAAUAAAAUGCAGUACGAUACAGAUCAAGCACUCGUCGUGCUACACAAAGCUGAAAUAUUGUAACAUAGUGGUGGAAGUUGCCGCUGGCUAGAGUUGUGUCCUUUGGAGACCUGGAAAUCCUCCAAACACAAUGCAGUUACAAAACUAAUGGAUUAGAAGAAACCACAGCUGGCAGUAUGUGACAAGGGGGUAAGCUUCCAAACGGAGGGACUAUGUGACCGAAUGAAGGUUGGAAGGCAUCAAGGGUGACAGAAGUUCCCCAGAGGAUGCAGAAACCUCAGUGUUGCCAGGUUCAACCAAGAUCUAACUAACUUGUAACAGAAAUGUGCUUUUGGAGCUUAAGUAACAACGGAGCAAUUUCUGCAUCAUCUGUUCUCAAGAAAUUGAAAUAGUGACUGUCAAUUUUGUAUUUUGACUUAGUAGUGAUUGGAAAACUAAGUUUCAUAGGCAUGAUCCUCCCUGGUUUCUGUUAUUGAAAACAGAUUAGGCUAUUGUAUUUGAAAUAGAUUUCUGUUUAUAGUUCUGUCUCCUGUCAAUAAUGCAGUGAGUGUGAUACAUAUCAUUCUGCAGACUAGUGUGACAUCCAUUCUGUCAUGCUCUCAAACCACAGUGUCACAUCUAAGAAAGUUACACGUGAGGACAGGACUUAAUUAAAAAUUCCAUAUGAAAAAUUGCUGACUAUACACAAUAUAGUUUUGUUUUAAUUCUUUUAACCAAACAAAUGCACUAUCUUUCAGCAGAAUCGGCACUAAUCUCAGUUUCAUUCACCUUUGCAGUGAAUGAAACUCAAUAAGUGGGAGUGCAGCUUAGUUUUCAUUAGUCUGCAUCACACUUUAGUAUAAGUACUGCCUGCCAUGUGAAACAGUUGAAAAGAGUGAAAGAACGGAAAUACGUGUAACAGGAUAUUGAUCAUUUUUCUACCCAAAUCUCUAUUUUUUCCCAGUUUAAUAAUAGGUAAAAUAUACUGUAUGCUAAAAUAGAUACAGGUAGGGCAAUAUUUCAGUGCCUACAUGAAUGACAUAAAGAAGCUUCUGGGGUGUUUGAACACGAGUCUUAUGUGAGCAACGACAGAUGAAGAUUGUCUGACUUGUGAUUGUGGCCUGCCGUGUAAACCUAUAAUAGAAAUAAAAUUAUAAAUCAAGCAAUCAAUUAAGUCGUCACCAGUGGCCCAGCCACAAUGGGGUUGUAACUGCAGAACACGAUGAAAAUAAUGAAGCACAACAGAACUGAAGCACACUUAGCUGUAGUUCGCAUAUUCCUUGCCCAAUUUCCACAGGUGUCAGCAAAAAUUAAUCUCUUUUUCUCUCUCCUUGCUAAAAUCGUCUUACAUUCAUUGCGAUAUGUUAUAUGACACACUUGAGGAGUAGAAAUAAACGCUUAAUUUCAUGUAACUUACGUCUUGCUACUACCUACAUGAAUAAAACAACUCAUUCUAUUGCUAAACAGUUUUUAAAACACAUAAUCUGUACGUUUUCUACUGAGCAUCAAAGACUGUCAACGUUUGUAAACAAAGACAAUACAUUUUUCGUUAAAACUUUGAAAGGUUAUACACAGCGCGCAAAAUAAUGGUGAAAAUCAAUACCCAAAACACGCCGUCAAACUCAUCAUUACCAUGUACCUAAAGCCACUAUAAUCAAAACACAUUGUAGCUAUGAUGCAAAACAAUGUAUGUUAAAAAAUAUACACAAAACAUAACUUCAGAAUUUCACAGUUAUGGAUUUUAUUUUCGUCUGCUGGUUUUGCGCAUUUCGAUCAGCUGAUUUUCGCGAUACUCAUUUGUUUAUUUUUCAAAACGAUGGAAAAAAAUGUGGAGUCUGCGCAGUUUCGUGGCCGAGCGUAUGUAGACACAUUCAAUCGGGGAUGUGGUAUCCCGAAGAUAUGACGCGAUUUACGAAAUUUUGAAUGACAUGUACCCAAUGAAGAAGUCAUUUCACAUCUUCUGAAGGUUUUGGAAACCCUCGGAUAGUUUUCUCAUACCAACCUUCUCAUUUAUGUCGAUACUUAAAAAUUAUACUUGUUUUUCGAGCGGAAGGACAUGAAAUUGGGCUCUGCUCAUCGACUGUAGGAUAGUGCGGCGGCCAUCUUGCAAAUGAACAAAGCCUCAGCUGUAUAGAAUUUAUUAAAAUAUUUGUUGUACAUUUUCGCCUUGUGUUAUUCACUUGUAUAUUUAGACUAUGCACGAAUUAUUGUCCCAGAUGUUUACUUAGCUAUGGCUGCUACAAGAAAGCUUCAAGGAGAAAUUGAUAGGUGUCUCAAAAAAGUGACAGAAGGAGUUGAAACCUUUGAAGACAUUUGGCAGAAGGUUCACAAUGCCACCAACAGCAAUCAGAAGGAGAAGUAUGAGGCAGAUCUUAAGAAAGAGAUUAAGAAGUUACAGCGGCUACGUGACCAGAUUAAGAGUUGGAUUGCCUCGGGAGAAAUUAAGGAUAAAAGCACACUUCUGGAGUUUCGCAAACUGAUAGAAACGCAAAUGGAAAGGUUCAAGGUUGUGGAACGAGAAACAAAGACCAAAGCGUAUUCCAAAGAAGGUUUGGGAGCAGCACAGAAGUUGGAUCCUGCACAAAAGGAACGGGAUGAGACAGCUGCAUGGUUAGCAACUUCAAUUGCUGCUCUUAACCUUCAGUUGGAUCAGUAUGAAUGUGAAAUCGAGUCUCUCUUAGCUGGCAAAAAAAAGAGGCUUGACAAGGAUAAACAAGAUAGGGUAGAAGAGUUGAAAAGCAAAGUAGAAAAGCACCGGUAUCAUAUCCGGAAACUUGAGACGUUGUUACGAAUGCUUGAUAAUAUGUCUGUGGAGGUUAAUCAGAUAAGGAGAAUAAAGGAUGACAUAGAAUAUUACAUUGAAUCUUCCCAGGAGCCAGAUUUUGAAGAAAAUGAAUAUAUUUAUGAUGACAUUAGUGGUCUAGAUGAAGUUGAACUGACUGGAGCGGGACUGCCGUCUUCCGCGACGACUGAUAGCAACAACAGCAAUGACACUGGAGGCACUCCAACUUCCACCACAUCAGGCAAUUCACCAGCACCUUCUCCUCCUCUUAGUACAUUGCACAAUCAUUCCAGUGAUAGUUCUAAUGAAGACAAGAAAAGGGUUAAGGAUGAGGUUUCUGCAAAGCCUCUGAAACCAACAGCAGUUAGAGCCAGCAACAAUAAUUCCUUAAUUAGUUCCAGCAACUGUUCACAAGUUGCAUUAAAACCAGUCCUAAACUCUAGUACACCUAGUAAACCUGUAUCAGGUUCAACACCUAACAACAGUUCUCCAAGUUCUGGGUUGAGUAAUCAUGUUAGCAACUUUGCUGCAGUGGCUGCAGCAAAUACCCAGUCAUCCUCCGGUACCAGCAAAGUUUCAUCGCAUAAUUCUGAAAAUGGCAGUGUCAGCCAGUCUUCACUGGGCAGCUCUCCUCCAACACAUCACCACCACCAUCAUCACCACCAUCAUCACAACCACACAGCAGGCGCGGCAAGCAGCAGUGGAGCUGUUGGGAGUCAGGCAUCCCAGUCUGUCCCGCCGCCUACACUGCAGCAACAGCAGCAACCGUCCUCAUCCUCGACAACUGUCACGAGUGGCAAGCAGUCACAGCAGCAACUGCCACAGCAACAGCAGCAGCAACCCCAGCAGCAGCAACAACAGCCACCACAACAACAGCAACAACCACAGUCACAACAGCAACAGCAACAGCAGCAGCAAGCUGUACAGCAGCAGCAGCAACAACAACAGCAAAGCCUUGUUAACUCUCUGGACCAGCACCAGCACAAUGUCAGCAGUUGUAGCAGUAACGUCAAUAACAAUAACUCAUCAUCCCCACCAUCAUCGGUGAGCAGUGCUCCAUCUCCGCUGCCAGCUCCAGGAACCUCGACUCCCUCCCCAGCACCAUCGCAUCAGGUGCCGACGCUCAAUGGACCCAUUUCUGCAAAGGUUCCUGAAGGUAUGUCAUCCCUAAAGUCAAUUGCGCAGCAGGUGAUUGAUCGAGCAGGUCUGGAAAUUCCACCAUCUGAACCUAGCAGGGGAUUGUUUGAUAGUAAAUCGCAAGUUUCGGAAACAUCUGAGGCACACAUACCACCAUUGCUGGGUGUCGCUCCUCUUGGUCCAGUACCUUUGCAGAAAGAACACCAGUGCCAGUUCCAGAUGAUGGAAGCUGCAUAUUACCAUAUGCCUCAUCCAUCAGAUUCAGAGCGGUUAAGGCCAUAUUUGCCAAGAAAUCCAUGCCCAACACCUGCGUAUUACAACCAGACUCCGUUGCCACAUUCGGACACUGUGGAAUUCUUCCAGCGGCUGUCGACGGAAACGCUCUUCUUUAUUUUUUAUUAUAUGGAGGGAACAAAGGCACAGUACCUAGCAGCGAAGGCCCUUAAAAAACAGAGCUGGAGGUUCCAUACAAAGUACAUGAUGUGGUUCCAGCGACAUGAAGAGCCCAAGAUAAUCAAUGAAGAGUAUGAACAGGGCACUUACAUUUACUUCGAUUAUGAGAAAUGGGGCCAAAGGAAGAAAGAGGGUUUUACUUUUGAAUACAAGUACUUAGAAGAUCGUGACCUGAACUGAAACAUCAGACUCCACCGGAUAUGGAUGCCGGUUUUUACCCCAGUGGAGCCAUCCACAGUGAUAUUGUAUAGAACAACUUUUUUUUUCUCACUUUUGGCUGGAAUUGGAUUUGUGAAUACACUCAUGAAUCUUUUGUGGAGAGAAAAGACAUUGUUUUUUGGUACAGGUUAUCGUUAUUUUAAGUUCUUUCAGCUGUUCUUGGCAUCCAGUCGGAAGUGCAUUUUCCGGUGAUGCUAUGAAGAUCUCUCAGUGUGUUGUUGAAAUAUUCCUAAGUGGAAAAAAGUGACUGUGAAACUGUGUUUUAGUUCGUGAUUCUUUUCCUAAGAUCUUGUGAUGGUGCAUCUUAAACAGUAUCACUUUCCAAGUUAUGAAUCCCCAGUACAAAUAAAUGACUAGAAUGGAGUAUUAUGUGGAGCAUAUGGCCUCAGCAUUCUGCAUGGAGCCUUCAUAUCCGUGCAAAGUACUUGUUGUGUUGAUCUUAACUUUUGUAAAAAGUACAUGAAAUGAUAUAAAAUACUUAUGUACAGAACAUUUUGUGUAGAAUAUUGAAUAAUAAUUAUUACAAAUGAAAAUAUGUUACAUUUAUUGUUUUGCACGUCUAUAGCUACUUGAAGCUGAGUAGAAUGCAAGAGGCCAUGGCUUGUGGUUAGAAGGUGCUUGCUCAGUAAAAGUGGUUAUCAGUCUAUAUGCAGCUGGAUGUUCAGGGAAUUUCGUAUAGGAGGUUAUUGUUAAUAAAAUGAAAAUACCACAAAAAAAGUCUGUACAGCAAACGCCUAUACUACAGACAAGAAGGAACCCAGAACUACAAAAAUUGAGGUAUUUUGUUUGCUGCUACCUGGGACCCAAAUCCUAGAAUUAUUUUCAGAAAUGAUUUACUUUCAAAUCACUUUCAUAUGUACAUGCCUAUCAUCAAAUUAUAACUGUACCCCUCCAAAUUUUUUGGGUCUCUGAAAAUUAUGUGCAAGCAAUGUUAGGUGGUUUUGAGUGUAUUCUAGUUCUGCAGUAUAAGUAGACAACUCCAGUUUGAUUUUCUACCUUACAGCCUAUACCCACUGCUGUCACAAUGUCAGUUGCAUUUACUUUUGUACUUUAAUUUGAGGCAUUUUCCCCAGUAGAUGUCAUCUGCUGUCAAAUAGCAUUUAUGUUUCUGCAGUAUACAUUUCUGUGAAAUGCUUGUUUAUACAAACUGAUAUAGAUAAUGGUCGAGUUGUAAUAGUAUGUCUAGUUUCUAUGUGUGUUGUUUCAUUGUACUAGCAGUUGCCAUGCUCUCAAUUCUGGCCAAACCCCAGUGUGCAGUCCAUAAAACAAUACUGUUUUUGUGUGUCCUUGAAGCUCUUCAAGAGACAGAUAAAAUUUUAAUGAGCAUUUUCAACUAUAAGCUUUGAAACAUUUUUUCAGAAUGCAUCUGGAGUUUGUGCCAGGAGAUACUGCCAAUUAGAAGAGAAUGGCAUGAUCUCAGGCUGCUUUCUUGGUUCCACUUCAACACAUUUAGUUUCGUUUUAUUUAUGUCGACCUGCUAUAUCAGAUUAAAUGUUUCACAGCUUUUUGCAAUUUUAAAAAUCUUACUCGGAUCUUCAAACACUGUAAUAUAAAAGCCAAUGUGAUGUAUGCAGAUGUCUUGUAUAUGUAUAUAUACAUAUAUAUAUAUAUAUAUGAAAUGUUUUUAUUUGUUAAAAGUAAAAUCCUACUGAAAAAAAUAUUACAAUGCUGAUGACGGCAUUUCUGUGCAAGUAUUAAAUUAUAUUUUUAAUUUCAAAGCAGAUUAAUAUCACAGUGGGUUUAUUACCUUCUAAAGCUUCCCUUUCUUUUACAAUGUUCCAUUCACCACUUUUUUUUAUGGGAUCCCAGGGUACUGAAUUCUUUCGUAGCUGCAAUGUGGAACAAGACAUAACUACAUUACUGUUGGAGGAGCCAGUUGUUAUUAAAUAUUUAUAAAGAGUAUUCUAAAAGUUGUUCUUAGAUUACUUUGUCUCUAUGUAUUGUGUUGCAAAGAGAUACACAACAGUUCAUAUAUAUGCAGUAUAUAUUCGUAUAUAAAACCACUGUGUCUUAAUAGAAUUUAAAAGGCUUUUAACUGGAUAAAAAAAUAUGUUUGCCCAUACUUGUAGUUCAUAAAAUCUGAUGUCAGUCAUUCUACUUUGGAAAGAUACGUGUUAUUGUGUUGUGCACAUGUUUAAUGUUUGCUGGCUGCUCCAGCAGUAAACUGCAAAAGAAGUACUGCUCUUGCAGUGCAAUAAUUCGGAAAUUAUUUUUGUAUAUUGUGACUUAAUCUGAUGUUAGCUGUCAUUUCAUAAUAUCCCUGAAAUGAUUAUUUUUGAAUACUAAUUCAUCAAGGCUGUUUAUUUUGGGAGCUAUCCUUACAUGCUCAGAAUUGUUAAGACUAUUUUGAACUUGAAAUAUCAAUGGUGUGUUAGAAGACCAGUAUUUGAAUACCACUUUUGAACAGAAUAUCAAAAAUUUGACUGUAAGGUUAUGUCCCAAAUGACCUUGGUAGAAUUGUGGUUGUAAUACAGUGGUCAUUAGAUCUCAUUAUUUGUCUGUAGGUGAAAGACUGAGUUUCACUUUCAAGACUGAUACAGUAUGUGAAAUUAUUACAGUUUACAGUAACAUUAAACCCAGUGAUGUCAUUCUUUUAUAUAUAGAUAAUGCCAAAGACUGUAAAGAGCAGAGCUUCUUUUGGUCAUAAUAACAAUGAACUUUCAAAAUAAGUCUGCUACAAAAAGUGAUAGGACAAGAAAUCAUUGAGAGAGAAAACUGAAGGAAUACAAGAAAAUGAUAACCUGAUACAAAAUACAGUGAUUUUUGUCAGUGUA